Laccaria bicolor S238N-H82 is the source of this 489-nucleotide messenger RNA. RefSeq lists its product as uncharacterized. Gene Ontology annotation, molecular function: flavin adenine dinucleotide binding; oxidoreductase activity, acting on CH-OH group of donors. The transcript has 5 exons. The record is from RefSeq and is a predicted model, not a curated record. NCBI's taxonomy places the organism in Eukaryota, Fungi, Basidiomycota, Agaricomycetes, Agaricales, Hydnangiaceae. The coding region runs from base 1 to 489 and encodes 162 amino acids.
AUGCAGCGCUGCACUUUCACCGGCCUUUGUCUUGCUUUCAUGUUCAUACCAGCCACUCUGGGUGCACUCUAUCAUGAUCCCAGCCAACUCCCACGUUCUGUCUACGACUAUGUUAUCGUUGGUGCUGGGAAUGCUGGGAACGUCAUUGCAAGCCGACUCACUGAAAAUCCGCGAACUACGGUGCUCGUUCUUGAAGCUGGCGUUAGCAAUGAAGGAGUGAUAGCGUCCAUCGUUCCAUUCUUGGGGCCUUCCCUAGCCCCUAACACCCCCUACGACUGGAACUUCACUACGACUGCUCAGGCUGGAUUUAACAAUCGCUCCCUCCCGUAUCCACGCGGGAGGUUGCUCGGAGGUUGCACUUCAGUUAAUUACAUGGCUCAUAUGUAUGGCUCAUCGGAAGAUUACGACAGAAUCGCAGCGGUUACAGGUGAUCCAGGUUGGAAAUGGGAAAAUGUGAAGAAAAAUAUUGGAAGGGUAAGGAGAUUCUGA